This is a messenger RNA of Acipenser ruthenus (sterlet), 6678 nucleotides long. RefSeq names its product START domain-containing protein 10-like. Lineage: Eukaryota; Metazoa; Chordata; Actinopteri; Acipenseriformes; Acipenseridae. Gene Ontology annotation, molecular function: lipid binding. The record is from RefSeq and is a predicted model, not a curated record. The transcript is spliced from 6 exons. Bases 3346 to 3996 code for a protein of 216 amino acids.
UCAAAACAAAACGGGAUAAGAGAUCUGCCUUCAUAAUUCAUCAGUAUCCCCUUUCACCACUCUAUGAAUAAUUGAGUUCACAGGGAAGGACUGAUGACAUCUCAUUCACAGAAGCCUGACAGAAUGAUUUCAGGGUUUGGCUUGGGGGGGGGGGGGUGUCUCAUGAAUAACGAAACAAAGUGCAAAGGGAGCGAUCGUCUUCCAUGGACAGUUUGCAUCACUACUGACAACAGCAAUGGAUCGUAUUGUUCCUGAAAUAUACUUGGAAUACAGAUCUACAUCACAGUGGAAAUGGGGACAGUUUAGAAAUCUGAAUAAAUGCAUUAUAUUCCACGCUGGGCAUUCUGUUUCUACUGUCUCUGGGAAGUGGCAGAUAGCAAAGACACUACAUAGUUCAGUUUUUAAAAUCAAAUUGAAAUUGUGUUCAUGUCAUUUACAAUCACAUCUCUGUUUAUCAAUGGAGGCCACAUCAGUUUAUAAAGCUGUGUGGUAAUGUUUGUUUCUAUUCUGCCAACUAAUUGUACAAAUUACAAUACAUAUUAUAUUAUAUUACCUGAUAUUAUAUUAUAUUACAUUAUAUUAUAUAACAGUCUUCAUGCCAAGGCAUCCCAGGGCGCUUCACAAUUUAAAAUUUAAAAAAUCCCUAAUGAACUUGUAGUUAUAAUUAGUUACAACAGGACACUAAGGGCCCAUCUUCAAUCUAGACUGAAAUGAUUCAAUUGUGCUCAUUUUCAGGACACCAAUUGGGAUUGAAUGUGUGCUUAGGGAAUGCCUUGAAAGAUAGAGAAUAAGAGGUCCUGGAAGAUAAGAAGACCCCAAACCACGAAGGACCUUCUAGAUAGUAAGAAUAGCUUUAAAAUCAAAACGAAAACUCACAGGAAGCCAGUGGAGUGAUCAGAUUUAAUUGCUGAGUGUGAGUAAGCAUUCUAGCAGCAGCAUUCUAAGCCAGCUGAGUGGAACAGAGGGUUCAGCUAGCAGCCACCAUCCUAAAGCUGGGGGAACAGGAAGCCACUGCACUACAGUGUGAACAUUUUGAAUAUUUUGAAUGUAUUACGAUGCAUCUGCAGAGCAGCAGUUUGGAGCAUUGUGACUGUAGACAAUAGAGGUAUGGAACAAAAGAGGAGACAUGUUCAUCCAAUUCUCAAAGGGAAGAGUGUGCUUUGAAAUAUCGAGAUGGAGUUACAUAACCCCUCCGGGAAGGGAGGGCUUGAGUGAAAAUAGAAUGGUUAGGCGUAGGUUUAGUAAGAUGUAUGCACAGGCAUCGGAAAAAAAUCCCUCUUGGUUUCCAUCUCUCUCUCAUAAAUAACUAAUAGGUACGCAGCUGUGUAACAUUCUCUCUCAUGCAUGUCCUGCUUAUAUGUUUCAGUUUAGAUUGCCUUUCUUCUGUAGUUCUUGAGCAGUUUCAUCCGCAUGAAAUAAAGAAAUGCACCUCCUAAUUGCUGCUCAGACUGAUGCUAUUGUUUUGUGACCCAUAGAUAUAAUUGUCAGCAAGAAGCUCCCGGCAGUGAGAUUAGCUGUGUGCAGCUGCUCAGCAUUAUCUGCAUUUGCAGUGUGUCGUCAAGCACUGCACUCAUGGACCAAGUGCAAAGCAAUCAUACUGCAUGGAGAAAGCAAAUGAUUUGAACAGUGUAGAACUAGUAAGACUUUACUUUGUCAUGCAAAUAAUUGUCUCUUGCUAGUUUUAUACCUCUAUUAGUACAAUUACUAAUGGAUUUUUUCACUUACACAAAAAAGGCUUGUAGACUUUUAUAGCAACAAUAACUUUCAGUGCUUGUGGGCAGAAAAACAUAUCUACCUAUAACAAAAACAAGAAGUCAUUGAAUGAAUAGCUGUCAUUGACCUACACUGGAAUAAAUGAAAGUUGUGUUUUUCCCCACUUAUUGCAGCAAUUAUGACAGGAGAUGAUAUUGACAUUUCCUGCCUAUGAAUUAUGGAAUCAGACUGAAGGGAAAUAUUCUGACUGAGAUCAAAAGUGCCUCUCUGCUGGAGAUGGCUGGGUGGCAUUCGAAAGCUUAACCUGAAGGUUGCUGGGGAAGUCAUUGGUAUUCAGGAAUGGCAUUUAGAUAAGAGGUUUUAUUUGUGUUGUUUUGUUUUUUUUAAUGGCUAUGCAGGUUCGCUCAUAGCGAGACUGCUAAAGGGCAACAUAUGCUAAAUAUUCCUAAUUGAAGACACACAUGUUUUAUUUAGGCUUUGCAGAGUAAUAUGAACCUAUUCAAAAGGCAGCUGUUUUUGUACAGUAUCAGAAACAUGCUGCUCGUCGUUAUCAACAGAUUAUAUGGAAUUGGUGCAGAAAGAGGGGCCACGCUCUUUACCUGGUGCAGAAAGACGGGCCACGCUCUUUACCUGGUGCCGAAAGACGGGCCACGCUCUUUACCUGGUGCAGAAAGACAGGCUAAAUGCGAUUCUUCUAUGGCCCUAACCCUAAACCUAAUGUUAAGGUAGGUGGGUGUGUCUUGAAAUUAAAAACAGAUUUAAAUCUUAAAUUCAGUAUUGAAUAUCUCUCAGUUGGACCGUCUCUGAAAAGCCUGGCCCGUCUUUCUACACUGGUUUCUUUCCACACCUACGUCGAUUUUUCUUUGCAGCAAAAGAGUUAGAGGCACUAACAAAGCCCCCCACUCCCCCCACCCAUGCCUUGCUAUCAUUUACUUCAUACCGUAUUGUCUCACCAGUGUACUAACUGGAAGAAUACAAUAACACUGUGCAGUAAGACCUGUUCGAGAGUAACCACAUUUCAUCUACUUUAAGACAAUCACAUUAGUUUCCCAAGCUGUUUGAGACUGAAGUCUGCUCUGAGACUUCAUAAUACUUUCUAUGUGGUGCAUUUACUUGAUUUAAGUCUAUACUGAGCUCUCCUUUUUAAAUGAGCUUUCUCUAAGAGCCCUGCAAUGAUAUUAGGGGAUGCGAGAUGUCAGCAUGCAGGGUAUAAACUUGCUAGACUUGCGUUGCAGGGAGAUAUGCCUGUUCAAAUCCAGAAUUAAAACGUGUACAUUUGCUAACAUUAAGAAUCCAGUACAGCUGAUUCCUCUGAGUCCCACAGCUUAUUUCUGAAUAUAAACAACUAUAUCAGGCUUCAGAAUGCCAAACGGCAGCAGCAAAGGGUGUUGUGAAAUGUACCUCGAUCAAGCCUGUCUUACGCAGUCUCAGUUCACUUCCCAAGCCUUCCCAUUCAGAGCCUUGAACUAAUUAUUCCCCCAGUCUGGCCCUUGAAUCCCCUGCUGUUGUCACUCUUUCAAUCGGAUGCAGAGUGUGAAAUAUCACCCGCGGUCUGGACCCUAAUUAAUGAGGACAAUUGAAGGAGACGACGCUCCACGGGACACAGAAACCUGAACCGGCACUUCAUCACAGAUGAAAAUAGUCUGCAAGGAUGUAACUGCAGAAACGCUGUAUGACGUCCUGCACGACACCAGCUACCGUAAAAAAUGGGACUCCAACAUGAUUGAUACCUACGACAUUGGAAGGCUGACAGUCAAUGCUGACGUGGGCUAUUACUCCUGGAGGUGCCCGAGUCCGCUGAAGAACAGAGAUUUCAUCACCCUGCGAUCUUGGCUUCCUCUAGGCGGUGACUACAUGAUUAUUAACUACUCUGUCAAGCAUCCUAAAUAUCCCCAAAAGAAAGACUAUGUGAGAGCUGUGUCAGUGCAGACAGGCUACCUGAUCAAAUCCAACGGUGUCAACAGCACGCUCUUCUACAUGACACAGGUGGACCCCAAAGGUUCCUUACCAAAGUGGGUGGUGAAUAAAGUAUCUCAGUUUGUGGCUCCAAAGGCAAUGAAGAAGAUCUACAAGGCCUGUCUGAAGUACCCCGAGUGGAAGCGGAAGCACAACCCCCACCUAAAGCCCUGGCUGUACCCCGAGCAGAACACCCUGCCCAGCAUCAGCCCGGCCGAGCUGUCCCUGCAGCACGCGGACUCGCUGGAGAACAUCGACGAGAGCGGGCUGAGCGAGGAGAGGGGGCACAUCAGCGACGAGGAUGACAGCUACUCCAAAGAGUCCUAAUGUGAGCACGGUCAGCUCACUGAGCGUGCAAUACUGAGCCUGAUCACAGGGCAAUAACCCCAGCAGAGCCACUCCAUACCGGAGCCCCACACAAUCACUGCAGAUUACCCCAGGAGCCCCAACGACAAGCCCAUACACAUCCAUACUGAAAAACACUUACUGAACAACAUGUACAAUAAAACCCUCCGAGCCACAGUCAUUGACCUUGUUAGUAUCCCAAUACAAUUAUACUGAGCCACUGCACUUAAAUACUGUAGAAUUAUCCCAUGCAGCUAAUAUCCCACGUCCUUAUUUUAUAUAAUCUAUUUCUACUUGGGCUUUUCCCCACUAGCCAUUCACUCACUCCUGUGCAAGCUUAAUGUCCCAUUCGAGGAUAGCUAGCACAUACUCACCUAUCUUAAUGUGACCAUUAAGAGACCAUUCACACGUCUAUCAAUCUGGGUGUCCAUUAUAUAUCUAGUGAAUCUAAUACAAGUACAACAUUUGAAGACGUUGCAAGUUUCUUUAAGUAUUUCUUUAUUCAGCACUAUUUAAGUUAUGGAUGACAAACCCAAUACUAAUCAAUUCAAAAUUCCCCCAAUGAAAUUCAAAGGAACUGACUGCAACAUGAUUUAAUGUAGCUAAAUCCUACAGCAACUGACAACAUAUACAUUAGAAACAGGGGGGUCCCUAAGCAAUGGACAACAUCAUCAGCACAUUGAUUCAAUCGAAGUAGAUGUUCCAGUGAAUCCUAGAAUCCUCUGGGUGACAAAUCAUCCGAUCUGGAAAAUAAAUGAAAUCCCUUUAAUCCAUGGGAAUAUCAUCUCCCAACGUGUCUGAGGUCAAUAGCAGUGCUCAGAGGGCUCAUAAACGACAGUGCCUCUGCAGUAAAGAGACACUGUUUUGAUUAGAAUCCUUGUUAAUCAAAUGCAUCACUGCAAGUCUGUGUCUUUUUACAGUUCGGCCUGGUUGAUGACAUAUUCAGGAAAGCGUAUUAAGCAUCAGAUUUUUUAUAAUCUAUUUUUCUGAAUGUUUUCUAACUUUCACUUCAACACAGACAGGUAGCCUUUUGCUGCAGACCGGUAAUUGAAAUUGAAAACUUAGUUACGGUACUGCAAUAAUAAUAAUAAUAAUAAUAAUAAUAAUAAUAAUAAUAAUAAUAAUAAUAAUAAUAAUAAUAAUAAUAAUAAUAAUGACAGGGUGAAUGUUUUAAGGUUUAGACCCAGCAAACAGAUUAUUAGUUAAUAAUACAUUCUCAAUAUAAAUUGGAAUGCUUGCUUGUAUAGAGAUUUUAGAAGAUUAACUUAUUAUACAGUACAGUACAGUAUAUAUAUAUAUAUUUACAAACUGAGGACUAGGAUAUGGAAAUUGUAUGUUUAAAAUGUAUUUUGUGCAUGUGUGUUCCAGGUCAUCUUUUGUUGGUAGUAUCUCUAAUACACUGUAAUUACAAUUAUUAAUUAGUUAUUGCUUGUGAGGUUACAUGGUUAUUACACUGUAAAUACACAACCAUAUGUGUAUAUAUUGUGCAAUUACAACAGACGCCAGUAACUGACUUUUUGUUUUUACACAAUUACAACAAGAAAAGCCUGAAUUGUUUUAAAUUUGCAUGAGUUUAGACAUGAUCCCCUUUGCAAUACAGAAAAUUGGAUAAUACUUUGCUUUGCCUGAAAUAGACUAUGUAACAUGCACAUUUUAAUUAGAGUUGCAGAAGUGACGAGGCAUUUUACUUGUUUUCUGUUUGAAAUGAUCACAGUCUGUUUUAAACCCUAUCACAUGUCUAUUGAAAGAGACUAAACAAAUCAAAAGCCUCUUGAAUUAUUAAAGCAGGAAAACAUGAUGGCGAUUCUGUGGACUCGACAGUAACACUACAACAAUACAAUAAUACCAUUUAAAAAAGGAUGUUUUCAAUUUAGACGUCAAAUAAGAAUCCAAAAAGAACAGGGUAGUAAGCUAUGUUGUUUGAGGCAUGAUAUUACUUGAUUCCGAUGAUGCAUGCAGUUUGCAGCACCUUAAAAAGUACUGUAUUGUUACUGCUGUUGAGAACAGACUGUCAAUCCUUCAGUACACUGUAGUAGCUGGCAUCUUUCUUGUAUAUAUAUAUAUAUAUAUAUAUAUAUAUAUAUAUAUAUAAAAACUACGGCUUGAUAUUUUACACUUUUCACUGCAGCCAUCGGUCAUUCAAAGCCAACGGUUUACUCACAAAAUGAACUGCGAAUGUACAUCCCUUCCAGCUGCUGUAUUAUGUAGACAAUGUGCUAGUGUUUGCAGUUCUUUUGCUGAGAAUUUGAAUGUAUUGUUGUAGGCAUUACCAACUUACAGACCUACCAGAUUGGGUAUAGACCGUAUAGUCUGUGAAACCUGGUAACACAAACUGUACCCCAACAACAGGAACUGUCGCGCCCAGACCAAAUUCAUGGAUUGCUGAAAUGACUUUUCUCAAAUGAGGCGCUGUCAUUCCUAUUGAAAAGUUAAAAGAGUUUAAAAUGACCCGAGUCUUUCUGAUUUCUAAUAAGGUUUAGUCAAAGCCGCAUGGUUUGUGCUCCCCAGUUUCUGUCCUCUGUGUGUUUUAUAUCAUUUGGUAGGCCUGGACUGGUUUGAUACUCAGAGUUGAUGCUGUGCCUUGUGUCCAACUGGUGAAAGGACUGGAUUGUUUUGUGUUUGUCUGGUUGUUUUUUUUUUCUUUCAGAAAUAAUAAAAAGGGUU